ACAUGAUGCUGAGACCGGUAAUCAUGACAGCCUGUAAAUAGACCGGUCGGUCUCCAGAACCUUUGUGCUGGAUCGGGAGGAAAUAAAGUUUUUAUUUUACGAGAUUUGAUGCAUUUUUUCUUUUGCUGACUAUAGGUCUAUAAUAUGGAAUCUUUACAGGAAAGUUCUGGAGGAACAUUGAGUGGACUAGAAAACCCCAUAUCAGAGAAUGGAGAGAAGCCAUUUUCAUGUCCGGAAUGUGGAAAAUAUUUUAGUAAGAAAUCACAUCUUGUAACUCAUGAGAGAACUCACACAGGAGAGAAGCCAUUUUCAUGUUCGGAAUGUGUGAAGAGUUUUACACAAAAAGCAAAUCUUGUCCAUCAUAUGAGAACUCACACAGGAGAGAAGCCAUUUUCAUGUCCGGAAUGUGUGAAGUGUUUAAGUCAAAAAUCAAAUCUUGUGGAACAUAUGAGAAGUCACACAGGAGAGAAGACAUUUUUUGUGCUUGGAAUGUAGUAACUGUUUUACUACGAAAUCACAUCUUGUUAUUCAUCAGAGAACUCACACAGGAGAGAAGCCAUGUUCAUGCUUGGUAUGUGGAAAUAUUUUAGGCUGAAAUCACAUGUUUUUAAACAUCAGAUGAUUCACAUAGGAGAGAAACCAUUUUCAUGUCCUGAAUGUGCAAAGUGUUUUACUAUUAAAACAAGUCUUGAGGGACAUCUGAGAAGUCACACAGGAGAGAAGCCAUUGUCAUAUAUAGUAUGUGGCUAAUGUGUUAACCAAAUAUCAAAUUUGUGGAUCAUCUAAGAACUCAGACAAAGGAGAAGUUAUUUUCAUGUAUAAAAUGUGUAAAAUAUUUUUGUCUGAAAUAAAAUCUUGUUCACCAUCUCAGUCUAUCUAUGUGGGAAAGGUUUGUGAAACAUCUGAGAACUCACACAGGGAAGAAUCAAUAGUCCUGUGCAGUAUCCUGUAAAUGUUUUAUCCAGAAAUCUGGUGUUGUGGAAGAUGUGAGAGCUGACUGAGGAGAGAAGUCAUUAGAAUGUUCAGACUGUAGGAAAUGUGUCCGGUGCACAUUGUAGGACCUGAUGUUUCAGGACGUCUUCUAAGUUAUAGUGUCUCUGGAAUGUUCUUCUCCUGUCUGAUGGUCAGAUAGGACAUGGAGAUGACCAAUCUGUGCACGAGUCCUAUUAAUUCCAUUGGAUGUGUGUAGGAAACCCGCUGGACGUCACAUGCUCGCCUCAGUAACUGUACUGCCCAACAGGGACUUGUGUCCUUCCACCCCCAAUCUGAAGAUCAGGGGGGAGAUCACCAUUAUAGGGACACUAGAAAUGCCCGGCUACAAUACUGAAAACCAUUACUGCUAUUUCCACAUCCAACUGGGUUUGGACUAAAUGGACUGUAUCCCAAAGUUCUUCUAUGUGAGAAUAAAGUAUGAAGACUUCUCUUUGUUUCUUCUAUUCUUUUUGUAUCUGGAGAAUUCAGACAUUAUUCUUUAUACAGCACAGAAGAGACAUCCUGUGGGACAUGACUUUUCUGGACAUGGGUUUUAUCAAAAAAUAACAACAAUAUCAACCAAAGUUUGUAAUAGUCCCAGAAAGGGUGGAGCCUGUCUACAGGUGGGUGGGACUUCCAGCUGUUUCAAAGGUGGGGCUUCAAUGACCAAGGAUUUUUUUUUUAAUCAACUGGUGCCAGAAAGUUAAACAGAUUUGUAAAUUAUUUCAAUUGAAAAAUCUUAAUCCUUCCAGUA
This is a messenger RNA of Hyla sarda, 1726 nucleotides long. Its product is annotated as gastrula zinc finger protein XlCGF8.2DB-like. Bases 145 to 495 code for a protein of 116 amino acids. The transcript is spliced from 3 exons. Gene Ontology annotation, molecular function: DNA-binding transcription factor activity; RNA polymerase II cis-regulatory region sequence-specific DNA binding. Gene Ontology annotation, biological process: regulation of transcription by RNA polymerase II. The record is from RefSeq and is a predicted model, not a curated record. NCBI's taxonomy places the organism in Eukaryota, Metazoa, Chordata, Amphibia, Anura, Hylidae.